GACUCCCGCUUCCCUCCAGCCCCCGGGACCCCUCCGGCCACCUGCGCGCCUACGGGAUCGAAGCGCUUUGGGGAGGAGGAUUCAAGGUCUCGUCCACCCGCCACCCCGGGGAGGCGGGAACUACAACUCCCAUCACGCCCCGCGCCGGCUCCCCUCCCCGCAGCCCGCGGCGGGCGGCGCUGGGCUUUUAUCCGCGGCCCCGGCGGGAGGGAGCCACAGCCCUCGGUCUCCCCGACGGCAUCGCCGCGCCUACAGCUCCGAGCCGGGUCACCCUCUGCGUCCGCGCCAGCCCGCAACCCGGGGGCGAAGGGCAGGUUCCCGGCGCAUCGCGAGGAUGGUCAUCCGCGUGUUCAUCGCCUCUUCCUCGGGCUUCGUGGCGAUAAAGAAGAAGCAGCAGGAUGUGGUUAGAUUUCUGGAGGCUAACAAGAUAGAGUUUGAGGAGGUGGAUAUCACCAUGUCAGAAGAACAGAGGCAAUGGAUGUACAAAAACGUCCCUCCAGAAAAGAAGCCUGCGCAGGGCAACCCUCUGCCACCUCAGAUAUUUAACGGGGACCGGUACUGUGGCGAUUAUGACAGUUUUUUUGAAUCAAAGGAAAGCAACACAGUCUUUUCAUUCCUUGGCCUGAAACCACGGUUGGCAUCAAAGGAGGUAAAUCUUAUCUUAUUCUUAAGUUAAAAUUCAUCUUUCUAAGAUUGUUCUUAGGGA
Molecule: messenger RNA, 706 nt
Organism: Otolemur garnettii (small-eared galago)
Lineage: Eukaryota; Metazoa; Chordata; Mammalia; Primates; Galagidae
Gene: SH3BGRL2
Product: SH3 domain binding glutamate rich protein like 2
Exons: 3
Coding region: 335-676 (113 amino acids)
Cellular component (GO): cytoplasm
Source: RefSeq, a predicted model, not a curated record